Messenger RNA from Propithecus coquereli (Coquerel's sifaka), 1502 nucleotides. It is a transcript of the gene ZNHIT1, whose product is annotated as zinc finger, HIT-type containing 1. Gene Ontology annotation, molecular function: nucleosome binding. Gene Ontology annotation, biological process: chromatin remodeling. The transcript has 5 exons. Gene Ontology annotation, cellular component: Swr1 complex. Bases 80 to 544 code for a protein of 154 amino acids. The record is from RefSeq and is a predicted model, not a curated record. NCBI's taxonomy places the organism in Eukaryota, Metazoa, Chordata, Mammalia, Primates, Indriidae.
GGAAGUGGUGGUGCCCCACCUAAGCCGUAGGUUUUAGUAGGCGUGCGCAGUAGGCUUUUCCGGCAGCUGUGCUGUGCAAAUGGUGGAGAAGAAAACCUCGGUCCGUUCCCAGGACCCUGGGCAGCGGCGGGUGCUGGACCGGGCAGCCCGGCAGCGUCGCAUCAACAGACAGCUUGAGGCCUUGGAGAAUGACAACUUCCAGGAUGACCCCCAUGCAGGACUGCCCCAGCUGGGCAAGAGGCUGCCUCAGUUUGAUGACGAUGCAGACACUGGAAAGAAAAAGAAGAAAACUCGAGGUGAUCAUUUUAAACUUCGCUUCCGAAAAAACUUUCAGGCUUUGCUGGAGGAGCAGAACUUGAGUGUGGCUGAGGGCCCCAACUACCUGACAGCCUGUGCAGGCCCCCCGUCACGGCCCCAGCGCCCCUUCUGUGCUGUCUGCGGCUUCCCCUCCCCGUAUACCUGCGUCAGCUGUGGUGCCCGGUACUGCACCGUGCGCUGCCUGGGCACCCACCAGGAGACCAGGUGUUUGAAGUGGACUGUGUGAGCCUGGGCGUCAGAGGCAGGGCAUCCAUGUGUCACCCGGCUUUUGAAAGGCAUCACCAGAAGGGGGGAUCUUCCCCUGGACUGAGGGAGGAGCCACUCACCCAACAAAACUGUGUUUUACCUACCAGGGAAGACCAAUCUCACAUCUGGGGACUGUGGCUGGAGGUGGGCCGAGCCCACUGAGUGCUGUUGUAAUAAAAGGCCUUGUGCCAGGAGCCUGCCAGUAUGGUCGUGGGGUGCUUGGGGGCGAGGGUGAUGGGUCACCCGUCUCUCCUACUCACUGCCCCGUCUCUCUUCCUCCUGCCUGCCACUCACCCCUUCCACUGUCUGCCCCUCUGUGUCCCUGAGCAUGAGAGAUUUUGUCACCUCCCACCCCCACAUCUGUGCCCUUCUUGGCUUCUGCUUUAUGUCUUUUUUUGGUCAUUGAUUUUGUGUUUGCUUUUUAUUUCUCCAGCUACUCUGAAUAUUGUGAAAGUAUAGUUGGUUCCACGGUUGGGGAGACGGGUGCAGGAUAAUGUACUGCAGAGGGGGCCAGCCUGUCUUUGUCGUCAGGCACUUAACCAAAUGGGAGAGGUUGAGCCUCGGUCCUUGGUGUCACCAGGCUGAGAGAGCAGUUGUCCUUAGGAAGCCCCUGUUAUCAGGGGCUGCAGUAUGUGAAGUUAUUAGCUGCACAGAAAACCCAGAAGUUUCUGGGAAGCAGGGGGCAAUUCAUGGUAUAGAGGCUCCUGUUCUUGGUGGCCUUGGAUGCUGUGACUUGGGUGGUACUAGGACUUAUACCUACAUCUUGUCUAGGUGGGUUGCAAGCUGUAAUUUUGUAAGCUCCAUGGACUUGCUGUUUUAAGGCCCAACACCCUGUUAAACACAUAGUAAAGCAGAUGCUUAGUAAGUACUUGUCGAACAAAUAACUUCAUUAAAAUAUUAAUGAGAUCCAGCAAUGUCAGUGUUAGGUGCUUUCUUAG